Syngnathus typhle (broad-nosed pipefish) is the source of this 5881-nucleotide messenger RNA. It is a transcript of the gene ccdc102a, whose product is annotated as coiled-coil domain containing 102A. Bases 227 to 2044 code for a protein of 605 amino acids. Gene Ontology annotation, cellular component: myosin complex. The record is from RefSeq and is a predicted model, not a curated record. The transcript is spliced from 10 exons. Lineage: Eukaryota; Metazoa; Chordata; Actinopteri; Syngnathiformes; Syngnathidae.
CGGCAGACCUUCUGCGCAUACGCGCCUCAGAUCGCGCAGUGGUCACAUAUAGCGUCUUGACAAAGGAAAACAAGCACUCGGAUAUUUUACCGAAAUCAAAUACACCCCUCUAGAAGAAAGACUAUUGGUUCCUGAGUGACUGAAGAGGUGAUGACGUCUUGUUGUAUUUCACUAUCAAAUACAGCCUCUCCCUACCCCUUCUUCCUGUAAACUUAAAACACUGACCAUGAACCACUCUCCACAUCUGUCUGAGGGAAGCAAGACAACAGUAGGUGAUCUACUGUGCAGUCGGCGCAUGGAUUCAGACAGGGACAUUCAUUCCCCUGAAAGUGUUGCCCAAACCCCAAGCCCCAAUGGAGAAAUCCUGAGCUCCAGUACCCCACCGCUGCUUUCACCUGGGCUAGGAGGCCUGGGAGCAUUGGCCAUCAUUGGUGAGGUUCCUGGGGCAGACUGGGAGAGCAGAGAAGAGCUGAGACUCAGAGAGCUCGAGGAAGCCCGAGCCAGAGCAGCUCAGAUGGAGAAAACCAUGCGGUGGUGGUCAGACUGCACUGCAAACUGGAGAGAAAAAUGGAGCAAGGUUCGCGCAGAGCGUAACCGUGCACGUGAGGAAGUUCGCCAGCUGAGACAGAAGCUGGAUACUCUGACCAAGGAGCUGAGCAGUGCUCGACGGGAGCGUCAGGAAUUUCUAUCAGAGAAUGAGAUGCUACGAAAGGAUGGGGUACAGCUUUACAGUGAUUUUACACCUCUUCCAGUCAUAAGUUGUGCCUCCAACCCUGCACACCACCACUGUAUUUUUUCUGCCUCUUUCUGUCCAUCCAUUGUAACCUCCACAUCUUCAACGCAAGUUCAUUCUGAUUGCAACGUAGAUAUAUUAAGUGAGCAGUUACCUGCAUCUCCAGAGCCUGAACCGGUGAGGGAUAUGAACGCACAGAAAACAGGUCAGCAAAAGGAAAUGGGGCUCCCGCAGUCUCUGCUGCAUUUAAGAAGUCCAACAGGCGACAAUCAAGGGCCUUGGUACUAUCAGAGUACCCAUGGUGGCAUUAAUUCUUGUGGCACACACUCACCUAGUCUGAGUCGGCAAGAACGCAACAGGCAUCUGUGGGGAGAUAUAAGCAUCACAGAAGAUGAGUUAAGCAAACUCCAUGCCUUACAGCUUCGUCUGGACGAGUCACAGAAAAUUCUGUCGAAGGAGAGAGAAGACAAGCUUGAAUUGAGUAAGACUAUUGAGAAGCUGGAGACAGAGCUCAGUCAGUGGAAACUUAAAUACGAGGACCUGAGCAAGAGUAAACAGGAAAUCCUUAAACAGCUGAAUCUGUUGAGGGAAAAGCAUCAAGAUGAACUUGGUCGAAUAUCUGAAGACCUGGAGGAUGAACUCGGAGCUCGUACCACUAUGUACAAGAAACUAGCCGAAUUACGAACUGAGAUGGAGAGGUUGCAGUUGGAGAAUGCAGCAGAAUGGGGUCGUAGAGAACGUUUGGAGACAGAGAAACUGGCCCUGGAGAGGGACAACAAGAAGCUCAAGGCUCAAACUGAAGACUUGGAAGAACAAAUUGCGAAGAAACGCCACCAGGCUGCAACAGCGAUCGACACCGACAUCAAGGGCAUCCAGACUGACUUGUUUGAGAAAAACAAGGAGUUGUCUGAUCUUCGGCACAUUUAUGCUAAGCUGAAGAAGCAAUUCCAGGACAAGACAGCAGAGCUAGCCCACGCAAACAGGAGGGUGGAGGGCCAUGAAGCUGAAGUAAAAAAACUGAGACUGCGGGUUGAAGAGUUAAAGAAAGGAUUAGGACAGGCUGAAGAUGAGCUGGAUGAGUCCAAUAACCAGACAAGAAAACUCCAGAGGUCUUUGGAUGAACAAGUAGAGCAGACCGAGAACCUGCAGGUACAAUUAGAACAUUUACAAUCCAGACUUCGACGACAGCAUAUAAGCCCAGGUCUUUUUGGGAGGAUGAGAUCAGCUCAGUUCACCCCUGAUAAUACAGAUGGUCCAACCAGUGACAUGGAUGAGGAAGAGGAACAACUGCAGCUUGAGAUCCAUGGAUGACAGAAACACACACACGCAGUGUCAUUGCUGAGAGGAAUAUAUAUCUUCAAAAAUGAGUCAAUGUGCAAAAUUGUUAGGCAAGUGUGUAUUUUGACCAUAUGAUCAUUUUUAUGGAAUUUUCCAACUUCAUGCUGUAUAAUCUUGAAUGCUUACUCAAUACAAGCAUAUCAAGUGAUGUGUAUUUAUGUAAUGAGCAAUGUUAGGGCCUAAGGAGAUUAACAGUGUGCAUAAUUAUUAGGCAACUUGUUUUUCUCAGGAAAAAUAGGGCAAAAAAAAAAGAUUUAUAAAGAAAUUUAAAUGACUCCAAAAAGUAAAAAUUUGUAAAAAGUCUUUCAGGGGGUUGCGGCACUCUUGAAAUUGCUAAACUAUUGGGUGUGAUUAAAAAAUCAACAAAAAUUCAUUUGCAAGGGGUCGCACAAAACAUGUUAAGGUAAAGCCUGGGUCAAGAAAUAUCAGAAUAUACAUUUUUCAAAGAUCUUAUGACUGAUGAGAUGAGAGUGACUAUUGACAGACCAGCUGAACCCAUGGCUGGAUCAGUAUGGGCCACAGAGCUCCACUUCAAAUAGGACACCAGUAAGGUGGAGGCGGUGUACUGGUAUAGGCUGGUAUUAUUAAAGAUGAGCUAAUUAUUAUUAAAGAUUAACUUAAAAUUAACUCUAAAAUUAAAAUGAAAAUUAAUUAAAAUUAACCUAUUGCCAGUUUUUAGAAGACACUGUCUUCAAGCAGUGGUACAGAAGAGAUCUGCAUCUUUCAAGAAGACCACGAUUUUUAUGUAGGACAAUACUCCAUCGCAUGCAUCAAAGUACAGUAAUCCCUCAUUUUAGUUAGUGUUCAUUAUGUCUUCAGUACUUAGAGCCUUUUUUUAUUUUUUGUUCAGACAAAAUAAUGUAGGUCUUACCUUAAAACUGUUUUCGACAGUUUCGGCGGCAACUUUCGCCUUCGUCAGGCAGUGUCACAUGAUGAUGUGUGACAAGUCUUUUCAGCUGUUGUUACUAUGAGGGCAUGAACAGCCCACUUUAAAUCACACCACAGAUUUUCAAUAAUCUUCAGGUCUGGGGACUGAGAUGGCCAUUCCAGAACAUUGUACUUGUUAUUCUGGAUGAAUGCCAUAGUAGAAUUUGAGGAGUGUUUGAGGUCGUUGUCUUGUUGAGGUAUCCAGCCCCUGCGCAACUUCAACUUUGUCACUGAUUCUUGAACAUUGUUUGCAAGAAUCUGCUGUAUCCAUGCGACCUUCAACUUUAACAAGAUUGUCAGUACCUACACUGGCCACACAGCCCCACAGCAUGAUGGAACCACCACCAAAUUUUACUGUGGGUAGCAAGUGUUUGUCAUGGAAUGCUGUGUUCUUCUUCCUCCAUGCAUACCGCCCCUCAUAUAUGUGUAUAUACUACAUACAUACACACGUACGUACGUACGUACGUACGUACGUACGUACGUACGUACGUACGUACGUACAUACAUACAUACAUACAUACAUACAUACAUACAUACAUACAUACAUACAUACAUACAUACAUACAUACAUACAUACAUACAUACAUACAUACAUACAUACAUACAUACAUACAUACAUACAUACAUACAUACAUACAUACAUACAUACACAUACAUAUGGAUCUAGCUCCCACAGUCCAGAAAAAUUAACAUGUCAAGUUAAUUUAAGACCCCCUAGGUGAAUUUAUGACCAAGACGGGGAUACUGAAAAUCGGUGACUAAAUAGACAUAAGGACAAUAUUUUCCAAAAAGACCUGUCGAACAAAACCAAAAGCAAAAGAUUAUCUAAUUUCUAUGAUCUGUAUUUGUUCUUUUCCAUUUUGUUUCUCAUCAAUUUUGUUACAUAUAUGUCGCAGUAUAUUUGUAUCCAACUUUUCGCAGUGCCUUUCAAUAUAUAUUGCCUUAGAAAACAUCAUAUUCAUAUGAACGUUUUCACAUUUAUUUUUUAUAUUUUAUGACCUUACAAACUUGAAUGUAUUUUAUUGAUAUUUUAUGUGAUCCAACAACACAUUGUGAAGUGGAUCCAUUUUUUUUUCGAAAGGUCAAGUAUGUAUUUUUAAAUCUGAAGUGUGAGGCGCAUUUAUAUUCAAUCAACUCGUACUUUGAUGUUCCUAACUACAAUCCAGUGCAAUCAGUUGCCUUCAGAAGUCACCUAACUUGUAAAUAGAGCAUCAUGAAGACCAACGAACUCACCUGACACGUCGCACUCCUAUUAAACAAACAGCUAGUUCCGCUUUGUCCAACAAAUCACCUUUUAAGUUGGAACAAUACUUUUUUCUUCAAAUGUUUUAAAUGAAGCACGAUCAUUGUUAGAAUGGGCCUCCUGGUCACACAUCACUAGCUAGAUAGCGUGAGCUAUACUUUUGUCUUGUUGUGACCCUUCUCUGGCUUUCACUGGCCUUCCCUUUUCUGUGACAAUCUUUGCACAUAUACUAUAUUAGUUGAUUUCAGUCGAGACUGCAAGGUCGCACAUCACACAGUCUUGUGGGUGGGCGGCCAAGAGUAUAACAGUAGGAAUCCUGGAGGUGGGGGUUAGACCUUCUUCCACAAUCUCGCAGAUAAGGCUCCACAGCUCUCUCUCGAUCUUUCUGGCAUCUAUUAAAUAGUUCAACAGAGAAUAUGCAGUCUUCUGGUUGUUACUAUUAGAAUAGCGAGAAUUAAAGAUAAAAGAACCGGAAAAAUAUAUCAACAGCAACAGAGAAGACCUACAUGCAGUGCAGAUUUGACACAUCUAACAUGAUGACCUUCUACACUGCCAUCAUCCAGUCUAUCCUCUGAACCUCCAUCCCUGUCUGGUUUGGAUCAGCCACCUGAAUGUUGUUAGUCAUUUAAAUGUUGUAUAGAGGCUGAGAUCAACCGGAGUCAAAUUCCUUGUUUAGCAUGCACAAACCUGGCCAACCAAGCUGAUUCUGAUUAUGAUUCUGAUGUUGCAUCUUAAUCUGCGAUACAGGUGUUUAUGACAUUCGCACUAUAUGAAAGAAACAGAAAUUCAAAGUCAAAGUCAAAGUCUGCUUUAUUGUCAAUCCCUUCAUAUGUCAAGACACACAAAGAAACCGAAAUUCCGUUUCCUCUAUCCCACGGUGACGAGACAUAGUACACGAUAGACAUACAAGUAGACGACACAAAAUAAAAACAAGAAGGCACAAACAAUAAAUAAUAAAUAAUAAAUAAAUAAUGAGUGAUGAAUAAAUAAUAAACAAAUAACACAAUAAAUAAGAGGACCAAAACUGAGCCAGUGUGCAUACAGCAGACAGUAAGCAUAGCGCAAAGUACAGGACGCUACGCAGAAAGGGGGAGAGAGUUCAGGAUCCUAAAUUAUGUGACAGCUACAAAAAUGUUGAUAAAGAACUGUUUUGUACUAUCCUUGCUAAUAGGUGUUUUGAAAUUGGAAUAUUCAAUACAAUAUUGUGUAGCACUUUACUAGACUACAACUUUCGCAGGUGUUGCAGCAACAAUUGUUACUUCUUUUCACCGAUUCACGACGACGGUCCAUUGGGCGCUGUUGGACUGGACUGCCCUUACACCUGUCUAUGGACCCCGUGGAGGCUAUUUUGUGUGUUUUGGGGUGUUCUCUGAUAUUGAGGGGUGCUGGUCGGCCGCUGUUACUUUUUUUCCUUUGUCUUUUUGCUUUGCUUUGCUUUGCUUUGCUUUGCUUUGCUUUGCUUUGAUGGCUUUUAUCUUUCGCACUUUCCGGCUUUCUGUGUGUCGCCGUUGUGUGGCAGCCUUAUGAGAGCCUAUUGAGUUGCGCUCACGCCAUCUGUGUGUCUUUUGUAUACCCGCUCUGUGGUAUGGAUACUGCAGGGGCCUUCCACCCCUGGGAUCAAUAAAUGUUGAAUCAAUCAA